CCGAAGGCCCCGCCCCCCGCCCACGAGGAAGUAGCUGUGGUGCUGCGCGGGUCUCAGAGCCGGUUCGGCGCGUCGACUGUCCAGAGUCCGCGGCCGAGGAGAUCCGAGGUCCAGGGGUCAAGUGACUAUGGCCUACCACAGCUUCUUGGUGGAGCCCAUCAGCUGCCAUGCCUGGAACAAGGACCGUACACAGAUUGCCAUCUGCCCCAACAACCACGAGGUGCACAUCUAUGAGAAGAGCGGCGCCAAGUGGAACAAGGUGCACGAGCUCAAGGAGCACAACGGGCAGGUGACAGGCAUCGACUGGGCCCCCGAGAGUAACCGCAUUGUGACCUGCGGCACAGACCGCAAUGCCUAUGUGUGGACGCUGAAGGGCCGCACAUGGAAGCCCACACUGGUCAUCCUCCGGAUCAAUCGAGCUGCCCGCUGUGUGCGCUGGGCCCCCAAUGAGAACAAGUUCGCUGUGGGCAGUGGCUCCCGGGUCAUUUCUAUCUGUUAUUUUGAACAGGAGAAUGACUGGUGGGUGUGCAAACACAUCAAAAAGCCCAUCCGCUCCACUGUCCUCAGCCUAGACUGGCAUCCCAACAAUGUGCUCCUGGCUGCAGGCUCCUGUGACUUCAAGUGCAGGAUCUUCUCUGCCUAUAUCAAGGAGGUGGAGGAACGGCCAGCCCCUACACCAUGGGGCUCCAAGAUGCCCUUUGGGGAGCUGAUGUUUGAAUCGAGCAGCAGCUGUGGCUGGGUGCAUGGCGUUUGCUUCUCAGCCAGUGGGAGCCGAGUUGCUUGGGUCAGCCAUGACAGCACUGUGUGCCUGGCAGAUGCUGAAAAGAAGAUGGCCGUGGCAACCCUGGCCUCUGAGACGUUACCACUCCUGGCUGUCACCUUCAUCACAGAAAAUAGUCUAGUGGCAGCAGGCCAUGACUGCUUCCCGGUGCUGUUUACCUAUGAAAAUGCUGCGGGGACAUUGAGCUUCGGUGGCCGGCUGGAUGUGCCUAAGCAGAGCUCCCAGCGUGGCAUGACAGCCAGAGAGCGCUUCCAAAACCUGGACAAGAAGGCCAGCUCUGAGGGGGGUGCAGCCACAGGGGCAGGCCUGGAUUCACUGCACAAGAACAGUGUCAGUCAAAUCUCGGUACUCAACGGGGGCAAGGCCAAGUGUUCACAGUUCUGCACUACAGGCAUGGAUGGUGGCAUGAGCAUCUGGGACGUGAAGAGCUUGGAGUCAGCCUUGAAGGACCUGAAGAUCAAAUGAGCUGUGAGGAGUGCUACCCUCAUCCCAACUGCUGGGAAGGAGGGAAAGGGGGUUGGGGAGGCUAAGGGCUGCUUUGCUGAUUGCUUCUAGGGUACAAUACAGGUCUGCAAAGGGGCUGCUCUCUCUCCAAGGAGGGGAAGAGGCAGGUGCCUCUUUCCUGCCUAUUUAAUGAAAAGUGCCUUUUAAAGAAAUGCUCUCAUUUAUUGCAAACCAAAAAUAAGACCAAAAAAAAAAAAAAAAAAAAAAAAAAAAAAAAAAAAAACCCAAAGCACAAUGCUGGUCAUGAACUGCUUCAAAAUGUGGGCUAAUAAACAUACCAAAUGUGGACAGGC
Messenger RNA from Mastomys coucha (southern multimammate mouse), 1578 nucleotides. It is a transcript of the gene Arpc1b, whose product is annotated as actin related protein 2/3 complex subunit 1B. Gene Ontology annotation, biological process: Arp2/3 complex-mediated actin nucleation. The transcript has 10 exons. The coding region runs from base 128 to 1246 and encodes 372 amino acids. The record is from RefSeq and is a predicted model, not a curated record. Gene Ontology annotation, cellular component: actin cytoskeleton; Arp2/3 protein complex. Gene Ontology annotation, molecular function: actin filament binding. NCBI's taxonomy places the organism in Eukaryota, Metazoa, Chordata, Mammalia, Rodentia, Muridae.